Messenger RNA from Symbiodinium sp. CCMP2456, 2142 nucleotides. The record is from the annotation of a GenBank genome assembly. Lineage: Eukaryota; Dinophyceae; Suessiales; Symbiodiniaceae.
AUGCCAGGCCAGCAUGAGCCGCAGUCUUCGAGAGUGUCUUCGAGGCAGCGGCUUCAGGCAGCGAAGGAGCGGACGCAGAGAUCUUGGGCUUGGUUCAAAAAUCUGGAUGGUGUUCGCUGCGUGCGACAGAUCACACAUGGCUUGAUGAAGCGGGUGAACCGUUCUCUGGUCCUCGGCUUUUUGCUCUGGGACAUGGCUGUUUCGACUGGAAUGACAUUCUUCUACUUCAUGCACGACAACAUCGCAAAUCUGGGGCUGGUCAAUGAGCACUUUGUGCGCUUGAUCGGCAUUUUUCGGUUGCUGGCAGUUGUCGCGGGGCUUGUGGUGGUCCUGCGGAGAAAGCACCGCCUGGUUCGACUUUUCUUCACCUCGUUCAUCCUCAACUGGAUUGUUCUGGGUGUGAUUUUCUUGGUUCCGGUGGUUCGACUACAGUGCUCUUGCGUUGACGGCACCUGGGAGCAGUGCAAUGCCAUGCAAGACUUCUGGGAAACAGGCCUCCACAUAAACUUCAAACCCGCGCCAGAGAAGUGGCAAGUAAAGCAAGACGGCCACCUCAACAAGUACAUAAAAGUGCAGCCCAUGCCGAAGACGGAUCAGGAGAAGACAGACGCAUUGACAAAGCUUCUGUUUGCCACAUCGCAGGAUGGCCGCAGCCUUCUGGAGCGCAGAGAACGGAACGAGGUCUCCCGCCUGCCGAAGCGACUGCAGGGCUACAAGUCGGCGGAUCAUUUAGGCCAGUCCGCGUCCUUCUGGGCCAUCCGACAGCGCCCAACAGCCUUGCUUCAAGCUCACACCAGCGACGAUAUGCAUCUGCAUGGAAGCAUCUGGGAAAACUUCAGGAUACAUGAAGAGGAUCCCGACGCAGGGAAUGCAAGCUCCGCGCAGAAUUCGACCGCUGUUCGAUGCGAGGAGCAAAUUUUCAAAGGAAAGCAAGGCCGCUCCUUGAUGGAAGAGGCGAUGCUCCAGAAGAGUUCUUCUUCGAUUAGGAACUCCACGCAAUUCGCCAAGAUGCUGCUGCGGAAGAGCCUUACAGAUCAGCUCAUCGACAAGGUCCACGUUACAAUGCGGCAGGUGGUGCAAAAUCUUCUCAAUCAGCCAGAGUUCGAAGCCAUUAUCUGCGAAUAUGCCAAACACCACCAUGAUUUCCAUCACAAUGAUUCGGAUAAAAUCGGCAAGCGCCACAAGAUGAGGAAACUUACGGGGGCCAUGCUGAAGCAGGGCGCUUUGGCGACGGAUGAAACAUCAGAGCAAGGGCAUGUGCCGGCGGCUUCAAGGACUGUCCAGCAGGGUACCUAUCGCUUGCUCCAGUCAGAACUGGAGGGAAUGCCCUCGAGGGCAGGUAUGCAAAGGCUCAGCGAAAUGUACAAGGAGAUAUGCCGCUGUGCUGACUUAGACAGCUGCAGGCUAAGCGAACCCGAUGCUUUCUGGUGUUAUGUGGAUGAGAGCACGCUUCAAGGGUGCAAGGCAGAGGGCAUUAAGCUUCGGAAGGAUCCAAGCAACAGGACUUGGAGUAAAGACCUCUGCGACAAGCGAUCAUGUGAGCCUGCGGGCCUUGGCAUGAAGCCACGCAGCAAAAAGGACCUUGAUGUGAAGAGACAUCACUACCUUGAUGACGAUAACACGAUCAUGAGGUAUGGAUCAGACUGUGAUAUCUGGAAGCACACAGACCCAAUGGAAUGGGCAUACGUCGGGUUUGACACCACCUGCAUCGAGCGAACGCGGAGGGUCGUCCCCAAGAACGACUGGCCGGAGGGCCUGCCGUAUAUGUUCUUGUCCUGGACAGCGUGUACAUCCAAUAUGCUGUCUGACACGAAGCUCCCUGACGGGACGGUAGGAGGCUUGUACCACGUGAAGAUUCGAUGCACUUGGUACCAGAUGGUUGUGGAAACUUUCCUGAUUCUCGAUUUGAUCUUUACGGUUCCCAUGAUGGUGAUCAUGUACUAUUUCAUUGCAAACCGCUGCGCUGACAACUUGGAAGUCGAGCAGCAGUUCGCCCCCGUAGAUGACUCGUCCGAUUCAUCUGAAGAGUUUCAUCCAGAAGCUCCAGACCGCCAUGAACAUCAAAGACAACAGUCGGAACGUCCGCCAUCGCACUCGGGAUCAGAGACUCAGGGCGUGCUGGAGGCAUCAUCCAGUGCAUGA